GAGGCGGCGCUGCGGCCGGGCUCAGCGGCCUCCCCCGGAGCCCCGCGCGGGCAAGCGGGCGGCUUCCCCGCUGCCCUGGCCGGGCCGGACACAAAGGGCUGAGCUGAGGAGGGUUUUGUUCGGUCACGUGAAGCGGCGCAGCCAGUGAGCGAGGAGCUGGGAGGGGGAGCGGGGCCGCCGCCAUUGCCAGGCGCUGAGGAGCUGGGGGAGCCCGGCGUCGCCUCAGGGGCGCGGGAUUGCCGGGCGGCAGAGCCGAGAGGAAGCUGGGGCGCGGGGAGGAGAGGAUUACAUGAUGAGCUGAUUUUGAAGACUGCAGGAGUGGAGUGAUUAGACAGAGAAAAUAAAUCUUGAAAAGCUGCUAACGGAUCACUUAGAUGCAGAGAGAAUUCAGCAAUUCCCUUACUGGAGAAGAGUUUAAGCAGAGUGCAUGGAGGAGCAGUGCAGUGUGACAGUCCUAUUACACUGACUUAUAAUCAGAGCUGUUGUUGCAAACCUGUCAAUAAGAUAGUAAAGUGAUGUGGUGUAGAAAUAUUAAUGAAUUACAACCAGAAUUUGCAAUCAACUUCAGAAUAUUAAUUUAUGUAUUACUUCCACAGCCAUCUCAAUUAAGCUUUUAAAACUGGAUGUUUGUCUUGCGUCAAAAAGUGACAUUCUGUUUCUCAAAUAAACAUGUAUGAGAGAAGGGAUGCAAAAAUAAAUUGGUCACUAAUUUCACUAAUUUCUUUUCUUGUAAUGGAAAUAACUAAAGGAAAGCCAGAACACUGUGUCUGUAUACUCCUUGUAUGACUUUCAUACAUUUUAAUAUAAAACUCUGCAUUUCAGUGCUUUUCCUCUGAUUUCAGUGCAACACCUUUCCCUCUCCUACUUUCUGAAUUUUCUGCAGAAUAUGCAAUAUCUAUAAAUCGUUUAGAUUCAGUAGUGCUAGAUGCUAUCUACAAAACAAUACAAAGUACUUAUAAAGUUUUUGAGUUAAAAAUGUUUUCUUGCAGUGUUAUCUUGAAACCUAUCUCUGCUGUUUCCAUUUAGCUGACCUGGGUAGUCAGAAGAGAAGAUGAUGAUGACUUUGAGCAUCCUACAUGUCUUCUCUAGCAAUGUAACACUUGACUGGAACAUAUGUCAGAGUGGUAGCGUCAGCAGUUGAAUAAACAGGAUAAUGAACAAUGGUUUGUUUUAAAUCAGACCUCACAGCUUGAUACAAAUAAAACAGACAACGUAUAAAUGUGCUUAGUAGACAGACCAGCAAUAUGGAUGAUUCAAAGAUAAAUACUGAGAUUACUGGUGCUAAAGAAGGAUUCCUAGAUGACAGCAAUUUCAUCUCCGAGGGAGAAAGUGGCAUUCCUAAACCACAAGAGAGUGAAACAUCAUUUCAGAAAAACAAUAUAUUGACUCUGCCGGAAGAGCUGUCAAGGGACAGAUCUGAAAAAGCCUUAAGUGGAGGCCAGAAGUCUCUGUUUAUACAUACUGGUGCUCCUACUGUUUCUACCGAAAACUUUAUCUUGCCUAAAGGAACUGCUGUUAAUGGACCAGUUUCACACUCCACCUUAACUAAAACUUCCAUUAUGAAUAAAGGCAGUGUUUCAUUAACCACUGGACAACCUGUGGGUCAUACAGAUUCCUGCUUAACUUUGCCAGUGGUACAUGAUCUCCAGUUGCCUGCAAAGAGUACAACACAGAAAUCAAGUCAACACCAAGUGUUAUUUUUGUUACCUGAUGUAGCACAGGCUAAGAACCUGACUCAUUCCAUUAAAAAUCUACCUACCUCUGCUUCAGUUGGUUGUGAUACACAGAAAUCUAUAGGAAAUAGUGUGAAAUCAGAUAGCACUUUAAUAAGCCAAGUAGAAGUGUGUGAGGAUAGCAAAAGUUUACUAGUAGACGAUGAUUGUGUCAAUACAUUAACAGGAAAUUCCUCAGGUACAGGUGGUUUCAGAUCAGGAAAUGAUACAAACUGGGAUCCACAAAAAGAGUUUAUACAGUUUCUUAUGACAAAUGAAGAAACAAUAGAGAAGUCUCCAGUUCACUGUAAAGUAAGUCUAGAGAAAAAGAGAAAAAGAAAAAUGGAUGUUAGCAAGAUAACACGUUAUACAGAGGACUGUUUUGAUGAUACAGAUUAUAUUCCCAGUAAAUCAAAAUUACUAAAUGUUGACUAUUUAGAGCAGAGUGAGGAUCUAGAAGUAGUGGAACCACAGAAAUAUGCAUUAACAAAAGUGAAGCCUGAAUCAACAGAUGAGGAGUUAGAAGCUGUUGAUGCUAUUCAACAAUUGAUUUAUAGUCCUACUAACAAAUGUGCAGAAGAUACUUCUCCAGUUCACACUAGCACUUUUCUUUCUAGUACUUUAAAAAACAAAUGUGAACAGAAUGAUUCAGAAUCACCAUCUACUUUUAGUACUGAUGAGCCAUCGUUUUAUCCUUGUACAAAGUGCAAUGUGAAUUUUAGGGAGAAGAAACACCUGCAUAGGCAUAUGAUGUAUCAUUUGGAUGGGAACAGUCACUUCCGUCAUCUCAAUGUUCCAAGACCCUAUGCAUGUAGGGAAUGUGGACGGACAUUUCGAGAUCGUAAUUCACUUCUUAAGCACAUGAUAAUUCACCAGGAAAGAAGGCAGAAACUGAUGGAAGAAAUCCGGGAGUUGAAAGAACUCCAGGAUGAGGGUAGAAGUGCACGAUUACAGUGUCCACAAUGUGUAUUUGGUACCAAUUGUCCCAAAACAUUUGUGCAACAUGCUAAAACCCAUGAAAAGGAUAAAAGAUAUUACUGUUGUGAGGAAUGCAAUUUCAUGGCUGUGACAGAAAAUGAACUGGAAUGCCAUAGAGGGAUUGCUCAUGGAGCAGUAGUGAAGUGUUCAAUUAUCAGUAGUGAUAUCUCCCAGAGAAAAACACAGAAAAAGACUUCAGUGAAAGAUCCAUAUGUAGGCUCAUCAAAAAAGUCAACCACAUAUAUGUGCAAAAUGUGUCCAUUUACUACAUCAGCGAGAAGCAUUUUAAAAAAACACAUGGAAUACUUGCAUCCAACAUCGUGCAUUGAUCCAUUUGGUAGCCAUCUUAGAUUAGAAAAAAGGAAAAGCAGCAUAAUUGAAGAACCUUUAGAUUUUGGUAGCAGAACUAAACAUUUGAUCAAACAAUCAUCUACAUUUCCAAAGAAUUCUGUUCUAAAGCAAGAUGUAAAAAGAUCAUUUGGCUCAGCUUCACAAUCCAGUAACUUUGCGAAACUUCACAGGAGACCCCACAGGAUACAGAAGGCUCGGAAAAGCGUUUCACAGUCAGCUGUAAGUGUGUGCAAUCAAAACUCUACAAACAAGACUAUUUUGAUUAAAAAUAGCAUUGACCAAAAACCUAAAUAUUUCCAUCAAGCAGCAAAACAAAAAGCUAGUGUCAAAACAAGCAGUAAUUAUUUAUAUAGGCACAAAUAUGAAAACUACAGGAUGAUUAAAAAAUCUAGUGAUCCUUAUCCUUUACAUUUUAAAAAGGAAGAGUCCAGCUCUGUUAGUUCUUUACAUUUAUUUUCAUCAUCAAAUAGUCCCCAUAAUAAUUGUUUUAUGAUGGAUUCUCAUAAUCUUGAUUCCAAAAGCCCAGAAGGCUAUAAAGAUCGUAGGCGUGUAGCUGUAAAAAGAGUGGUUAAAGAGUCUAAGAGGGAAGGCUCUGUUACAGGAGAUGAUUUGGAUUGCUAUCCAGAUUUUCUACAUAAAAUGACUGUUGUUGUUUUACAGAAACUUAACUCUGCUGAAAAAAAAGACAGCUAUGAAACGGAGGAUGAAAGUUCAUGGGAUAAUGUUGAACUAUGUGAUUACACUGCACAGUCUAUGGAGGAUGAAUCUUACAGUGAUAUUAAUCAGGAUCAUGUAAACCUAUUCCCUUUAUUCAAAGGUAAAAUGGAGGAUCAAGAAGCUGGUGAUAAAUCCUCUCUUCAUUAUGAGCAGAAUGAUGGUUUUUAUUUUGAGUAUUAUGAAGAUGCAGAGAGUAGUAACUUUCUGCAUGAAUUACAUGAUCCUCAAAAUUUAGAAAACGUAGGAACAGCAUUGCCAAAGCACAACUCAGUUUUCCAUUGGACUGAUUUAUCACUUGAGAAGAAGUCCUGUCCAUACUGUCCAGCAACAUUUGAAACAGGAGUUGGAUUGUCUAAUCAUGUUCGUGGGCAUCUUCACAGAGCUGGAUUAAGCUAUGAAGCCCGCCAUGUUGUUUCACCGGAGCAGAUAGCGACAAGUGACAAAAUGCAGCAUUUCAAAAGAACUGGAACAGGAACCCCUGUUAAACGAGUUAGAAAAGCUAUUGAGAAAUCCGAAACUUCUUCUGAACACACAUGCCAGCUCUGUGGAGGUUGGUUUGAUACAAAAAUUGGAUUGUCUAAUCAUGUGCGAGGACACCUGAAAAGGCUUGGCAAAACCAAGUGGGAUGCACACAAGUCUCCAAUCUGUGUUCUAAAUGAGAUGAUGCAAAAUGAAGAAAAAUAUGAAAAAAUCCUAAAGGCAUUGAACAGUCGCCGUAUUAUUCCCAGACCAUUUGUCGCUCAGAAACUUGCUUCAAAUGAUGACUUUUUAUCUCAAAAUGUUAUACCUCUUGAAGCAUACCGUAAUGGCCUAAAGACUGAAGAUAUUUCAGUGUCUGCAUCGGAGGAAGAAGGUCUGAGUUUCCUAAAUGAAUGUGAUGAAACAAAAACAGUACUACAUGAUGAAAAAAAAAAUCAGUCACUUACACUGAUAGAACUUCUGAAAAAUAAAAGGUUAGGAGAAGAAAGGAAUCCUGAUAUCUCUUCUCAAAAGAUCCAUAAUCAAACUGCAAGGAAGAGGUUUGUUCAGAAAUGUGUUCUUCCAUUAAAUGAAGACAGUCCAUUGAUGUAUCAGCCGCAACGAAUGGACUUGACUAUGCAGUCAGGUAUGCCUGUGAAGCUUAGAACGUGUGUGCAUUGCAAUACGACGUUUACAAGUGCUGUUAGUCUGUCCAACCACUUACGCGCUUAUGCACGAAAGAAGAGUGCUGGACUUUUGACUGGGACAGCCUUAGAUUGUAAGCAAAAAAAGUCAAGAUCAAGAUCUGGAAGCAAGAAAAAAAUGCUGCCAUUACCUCAUAGUGCUGAUGAAGUUUACAUACUCCGAUGCAGGUUUUGUGGUCUGGUCUUUCGAGGACCAUUGUCUGUUCAGGAAGACUGGAUAAAGCACUUGCAGAGACACAUCGUCAAUGCAAAUCUUCCACGGACUGGGGCUGGCAUGGUUGAGGUCACAUCGCUACUUAAAAAGCCUGCUGCAAUUACUGAAACUUCAUUUUCUUUACUGAUGGCAGAAGCAGCAUCAUAGAACAAGGAAACCUUUUAAAUUUGAAUUGGAUGUAAAUUUGAAAUACUUUGUCAUUUUUUAAAAAAUAUUGCUACACUAAAUUAUGUUUAUAAAUCCUAAAGCCAGAGAAGUAGGGAAAGUGAAUUACAGUAACAUCAAAACAAAUUGAGUACUUAACAGUUACAGUAAGUAGUCUUUAUAUUUUAUAUAGGGUGGCAGAUGUGUUUUUAAGGUUUACUAUGUUUUUGUCAGUUACUGUGUUCACUAUCAAUACAAGAUCAUUACAUGUAAGCAGCCAUUUUUAAAUUGUUGCACAUGGGUACUUAUAGACAGAUUUUAAUAAAAACAAACCAUGCCCUCUGCAGUGUUACCAGAAUCAAGGCUCUGUUUAUUCAAAAAACAAAAACAAAAAAACACACACACACAAAAAACACACUUGCAUAGUAAAAUAAGAUAUUAUAUUUUGUUUGUAUGUAUGUAGUGUUUUGUAUAAUACCAAGAACCGCUAAUACAACUUACUCAACUUAGGGCAUUAAAUAUCAUGUACUUCUUAGUUCAAGAGACUGUUUCAUUCAAAUAGGGCAAUUAGUACUAUUCCAUCUAGGUGUGUAAGUGUUGUUUUUUUUAAAUCAUAUGAGGCUUUUUUGUACUAAAAAGUGGAGGGAAACUUGUUUAAACAAAUAUUUCUAAGAGAAAUAUGUACAUAGUACUGGAAAUUAUUUGUGGUAAGGAAGUAUUCUUUACUUCAGUUGCAUUUCUCACUAACAAUAAAGUGGUGCAUCCAUGCUACCUCCUACUUUGUCAACAAAGAUGUCAUUUACCCUUUGUUUUUGUAUCAUAGUAGAUUCAAAUCCAACUUUCUUUAUUGCAAAGCAUUUUUUUAAAGUUUGUUUCCUUAUGAUGUUUUACUUAAAGUCUGACUUGCUUACAGAACAGUUUGCCUCUGUACUACUUUAUUUAACACUGUAGAAAUGUACUAAUAAGAACUGCUCACUACACAGUUUAGGACUAGACUUUUCAUUUAUAAUUCUGUUUAAAUUUUUUUGAUCAUUUUAACAAAUUUGAACACAUUGAAAUGUUUCUACAUAUGAAGAGAAUGUUUACAAUUUAAAUUUUAGAACUUGUUUUGGAUGUGAUUCUAUGUAUGAAAACUGUGUAACACUAUGCUCAUGCUGAGGACCUACUUGCGGAAUUACUGAAUAAAUGUGCUGUGAGGAUGGACAAUAUGGUGCAGGUGUCUUGGUCAUGAUAAAUUGUGUUUGUUCAUUUAAAUUGUCAUCAAAACGUGAUUUAAUUUUUUAAUCAGUAAAUCAGAUUCCUCUACAAAUCAGUUUUGUAUGCAAGUAACAUUUCAUUUUAUUCAUGUAGGGUAACUAAAGCAGUAGUUAAAUCAAGAAUAUGCAUUGAUAUUUUCUUUAUAUGUAAAUAAAGUUAAAAGCAGUUAAAGCAA
Molecule: messenger RNA, 6711 nt
Organism: Gopherus flavomarginatus (Mexican gopher tortoise)
Lineage: Eukaryota; Metazoa; Chordata; Testudines; Testudinidae
Gene: ZNF644
Product: zinc finger protein 644
Exons: 8
Coding region: 1245-5282 (1345 amino acids)
Biological process (GO): regulation of transcription by RNA polymerase II
Cellular component (GO): nucleus
Molecular function (GO): RNA polymerase II cis-regulatory region sequence-specific DNA binding; DNA-binding transcription factor activity, RNA polymerase II-specific
Source: RefSeq, a predicted model, not a curated record